Hyla sarda is the source of this 1312-nucleotide messenger RNA. RefSeq lists its product as uncharacterized. Bases 154 to 948 code for a protein of 264 amino acids. Lineage: Eukaryota; Metazoa; Chordata; Amphibia; Anura; Hylidae. The transcript has 2 exons. The record is from RefSeq and is a predicted model, not a curated record.
GGAUGUGGUCUGCGACUGGGACCACGUUUCUUGCCUAUUGCACCCGGAUUACUGUCUCAAGACCUUUAGUGGUUGUGCUGUCCUCCGCCAUUUGGAGAUAGACUUUGUCCAGUCUGGUUGGAUUUGCACCCCGCCUGCUUACCAUAGCACACAAUGGAGUCUACGACUGGUAAAGUACCUGUUAACCAUGCUUCUUCAUUUUCUAAUGCCGACAUUGGCCGCAUUCUGGGGGCGGCAGAAGGGGAUAUGUCCUUCUUGCAUGUCCCAACUAAUAUAGAUCUACAAAGACAAUAUGAAUAUGAAUCCAGACGAUUGUUGUCCCUAACCCUACAUUUGUCUACACUUGGCGAGUACUAUAAAUCUGAGCGAAUACCUAGGGGAAUGCGCCUUCAACCUAGAGAGAAUGCCUAUAUGGGGAACCCCGAAUAUAGACAACGCUAUGAGUUACUUGCCAAUAGGUUUUCACUGGAUUUAAUUCUACUAAAUAUGGAUAUGUUACAGAAAGAUAUUGUGACUGUGAAAGACAAGAUGACAAAUGCUGAGACUACAUUGAAAUCAACUUUAUCCGAGGAGGACUUUGAUAAGUUCAUCUCUAAACACUCUGUCUUUUUACAAAAAUUGAAAAAUGAAGUUGAAAAUACCAAAAGACAUAAGUGGUAUAGAGACUCCACCGACUACAGCAACAGUCGGACCUAUAUGUGGGGGUCUCAGUCUGUGACUAGACGGUCACCUAGGAAAACUAGAGACACCAAACUUGAUUUGAAAGACAGAGUACAGUCUACAACUAACGAUUUUCCUUCCUCUAAUACCGUAACACAGGAUUUUUUAGAUCUUCAUCAACAUACAAGCAACGUCCCACCCGGAGAGGAGGCAAACGCCACAAACGGGAAUACAAGGAACAGACAACGGACACCAAGAACAACCCAGAACCGACACAAAAAGAAGUGAUGUUGGAAUUUUCAUUUGUCGGGGGACAGACCAAAGAUACCGACAUGGAAUAUACUAUUAUAACUUUUUAUGUUAUCCUCACAUGCGUGGAAUAAAAGAUUUCCUUGUGAUUACAUUCUAGUUAUGUGUGAUGUACAAAAAUUGGGGCAAUGUAACAUAUUCAACCAUAUACUCCUUCAAGAACACUUUACUUUCUCUUAGAUAGGUUUGGUAUCCAUAUGUGUACACGAAUGGACGUUGUGCAUGUGUGGAUUUCAAACAUACGUGUACACGUAAUAUUCACUUUUAGUACAUGUAUGUAUUACUAAUAUCACGUCUAUUAACACUAUUUCCCUAUCCACUACAUAUUUUACAUUUAGUUCUA